AUGGCAAGGAAAUGGCAGAAGUUCGCAGCGAAUCAGAGGAAGAGAAUUUCUUUUCCAAGAUCCAAUUACAAUGAUGCAGAGAGUUGCAGCACAACAUCUAUAGUUGACAAAGGUCAUUUUGUGGUGUAUACAACUGAUCAGAAGCGAUUUGUGGUUCCGUUGGCUUAUCUUCAAAACGAGGUAAUCAGACAACUGUUGCACAUGUCUGAAGAAGAGUUUGGACUACCAAGUGAUGGCCCCAUCACGUUACCGUGUGAUGCACUAUUCAUGAACUACAUUACAUCACUCAUCAGAAGAGGUGUAUCUACAGAUUUUCAAAAUGCUUUGCUUGUAACAGUUGCUUCCAGUCGAUGCUUAGCAGCUUCAUAUCUUGAAGAACAAAGAAACCCGCAAUUGCUAGUUUGUUAA
This is a messenger RNA of Solanum tuberosum (potato), 408 nucleotides long. Its product is annotated as auxin-responsive protein SAUR68-like. The record is from RefSeq and is a predicted model, not a curated record. The transcript has a single exon. Bases 1 to 408 code for a protein of 135 amino acids. Lineage: Eukaryota; Viridiplantae; Streptophyta; Magnoliopsida; Solanales; Solanaceae. Gene Ontology annotation, biological process: response to auxin.